AUGGAGCUUCUUCAUUCUGCAACAUUUCCAAGUAAACAAAAGCUACUCAUUGUAGUGACCAUUUCCAUAUCUCUCUUCACCAUUAUCCCUCUUCUCUAUCCUUUUUUUGAAGACCCUAACUUCUUCCUCAAGCAACAACCUCCAAACCAAACCAACACCAUUCUCAAGCUCCAAAACGGCCUCGUAACAACACACGAGAGCUGCGACAUAUUCUCGGGACAGUGGGUACCUAACCCCGAAGCGCCUUACUACACCAACACGACAUGCUGGGCAAUACACGAGCACCAAAACUGCAUGAAGUUUGGAAGACCCGACAUGGAUUUCAUGCAAUGGAAAUGGAGACCCGACGGGUGUGAAGAUGCUGUGCCGGUCUUUGACCCGUUAAGGUUUCUAGAGAUGAUGAGAGGGAAAACUAUGGCGUUUGUUGGUGACUCUGUUAGCAGAAACCACAUGCAGUCUUUGAUCUGCCUUCUCUCUCAGGUUGAAUAUCCGGUAGAUGCUUCGGUUAAGGCUGACGAUUAUUUCAAACGAUGGACAUACGAGACAUACAAUUUUACUAUCGCCCCAUUUUGGACACCACACUUGGUAAAGUCUACAGAACCAGACCCGACCCAGCCUCGGCAUACCGAUCUUUUCAAUCUCUACCUUGAUGAGGCAGAUGAGAGUUGGACGGCUGAGAUAGGAGUCUUUGACUACGUGAUCAUCUCGUCCGGACAUUGGCAUUUCCGGCCAUCGGUCUACUAUGAAAACCGGAAAAUCACCGGUUGCCAUUAUUGCCAAUUACCGAACAUAACUGAUCUCACAAUGGUUUACGGGUAUAGAAAAGCGUUUAGGACCGCGUUUAAAGCGAUCUUGGACUCGGAUAGCUUCAACGGGGUAAUGUACUUGCGGACUUUUGCGCCGUCACAUUUUGAAGGCGGGUUAUGGAAUGAAGGAGGAGAUUGUUUGAGGAAACAACCUUAUCAGAGCAACGAGACUCAAGACGAAAUGACAAUGAAGCUACACAAGAUUCAGUUGGAAGAGUUUUGGAGAGCUGAAGAAGAAGCGAAAAAGAAAGGCAAGAGAUUAAGACUACUAGAUACGACCCAAGCAAUGUGGCUUAGACCGGACGGUCACCCAAGCCGCUACGGCCAUCCUCUUGAAGCCAAUGUCACACUGUACAACGACUGUGUCCAUUGGUGCUUGCCUGGUCCUAUCGAUAACCUCAAUGACUUCUUGCUCGCUAUGUUAAAGAGAGAAGAAGACGAAGGAUUGUUGGCUCAAGUUCGGAAAAUGUUGUCCUAA
This is a messenger RNA of Arabis nemorensis, 1284 nucleotides long. The record is from the annotation of a GenBank genome assembly. NCBI's taxonomy places the organism in Eukaryota, Viridiplantae, Streptophyta, Magnoliopsida, Brassicales, Brassicaceae.